Messenger RNA from Vicia villosa (hairy vetch), 2428 nucleotides. RefSeq names its product probable methyltransferase PMT21. Gene Ontology annotation, cellular component: endosome; cytoplasm; trans-Golgi network. Gene Ontology annotation, molecular function: methyltransferase activity. The record is from RefSeq and is a predicted model, not a curated record. The transcript has 8 exons. The coding region runs from base 42 to 2027 and encodes 661 amino acids. Lineage: Eukaryota; Viridiplantae; Streptophyta; Magnoliopsida; Fabales; Fabaceae.
UUAUUAAAGUUGUUAAAAUCAGAAAUUUGACCUAUUAUUGCAUGCCAUUUCUUCCUUUUCUAACUUCUUCAUACACUCAAAUACUACACUACUAUUUCACUCUUCUCCAUUCUCGUAAAAACUCUUUCUCUGUAUUUCCGUUUUCUUUCUUUCUUUCUUUCUUUCUUUCUUUCUUUUUCAAUCACUCAGGAAACAAACAAACAAAAGAUAAUCGAUUAUUUCACCUGAGGAUGACGAAUAAUGAAGGAAAAGUGGUAGAUAGGAGCAGGAUUGUUCCUGUGUCGGUCAUAUUUGUGGUGCUAUGUGGACUUUCUUUCUAUAUGGGUGUACUAUUUGGUUCUGAGAAUGAUAGAUUUGCAACGCUUAUCAGUCAGAGAUCCAUUGAUUUCCGGAAGGAAUCAUCGUCAUCAUCCAUAAGUUCUUUGAAAAUUAACUAUACGAGUUUUCCUGAAUGCGGUAUUGAUUAUCAAGAUUUCACUCCAUGUACAGACCCGAGGAGAUGGAAGAAGUAUGGAUCAUAUCGAUACAUUAUGUUGGAGCGUCAUUGCCCUCCGAUUUUUGAGAGGAAAGAAUGCCUGGUUCCUCCCCCAGAUGGAUACAAACCUCCAAUUAGAUGGCCAAAGAGUAGAGAUGAAUGUUGGUACAGGAAUGUUCCGUAUGACUGGAUUCUUGAGCAGAAGUCCAAUCAACAUUGGUUGAGAAAGGAGGGGGAGAAAUUCUUCUUUCCCGGCGGGGGUACUAUGUUCCCGAAUGGUGUUGGUAAAUAUGUUGAUUUAAUGGAAGAUCUGAUCCCAGAGAUGAAAGAUGGGACAAUUCGAACUGCCAUUGAUACUGGUUGUGGGGUUGCCAGCUGGGGCGGUGACUUGCUGGAUCGUGGGAUUCUUACUGUUUCUCUUGCUCCUAGAGAUAACCAUCAAGCUCAGGUUCAAUUUGCUUUGGAACGUGGUCUCCCUGCAAUUCUUGGUGUCCUUGCUUUACACAGGCUUCCAUUCCCGUCAAACUCCUUUGAUAUAGCUCAUUGCUCCAGAUGUCUCAUUCCAUGGACAGACUUUGGCGGAGUUUAUCUUCUCGAAAUACACCGGAUUCUUCGUCCUGGAGGAUUUUGGGUCUUGUCCGGUCCACCAAUAAACUACGAGCGCAGAUGGCGUGGAUGGGACACAACAAUCGAAGAACAAAAAUCUAACUACGAGAAAUUGACGGACUUGCUGACUUCAUUGUGUUUUAGAUUGUAUAAUAAAAAAGGCGACAUUGCCGUAUGGCAGAAGUCUCUUGAUAGUGUUUGCUAUAAAAACCGGACCAAAGAUACUUAUCCGCCCAAAUGUGAUGACAGCCUCGAAGCAGAUUCAGCAUGGUAUACUCCAAUUCGUACUUGUUUUUUGGUUCCGGAUCCAAAAUUUAAGAAAUUAGGUCUGAAAUCGAUUUCGAAAUGGCCUGAGCGAUUGCAUGCUACACCUGAACGCAUUUCAAUGGUUCAUAGUGGGAGUGCAUUAACAUUCAAAAAUGACAAUAGUAAGUGGAAGAAACACAUUACGCACUACAAGAAGUUAAUACCUGAGCUUGGGACUGACAAGAUAAGAAAUGUCAUGGAUAUGAAUACACUAUAUGGAAGUUUUGCUGCUGCCUUGAUUGAUGAUCCUGUAUGGGUUAUGAAUGUGGUCUCAUCUUAUGCUCCCAAUACGCUCCCUGUGAUUUAUGAUCGAGGCCUAAUUGGAACGUUCCAUGACUGGUGCGAAGCAUUUUCGACGUAUCCUCGGACAUAUGACCUGCUUCAUGUUGCAGGACUCUUCACUGCAGAAAGCCACAGGUGUGAAAUGAAGUAUGUAUUGCUGGAAAUGGAUCGAAUUUUACGACCUGAUGGGUAUGCUAUCAUACGCGAGUCGAGUUACUUUUUUGACGCCAUUACAACCAUUGCCAAGGGUAUACGAUGGGAGUGUCGUAAAGAAGAUACCGAGCAGGGGGGUGACGCGGAGAAGAUAUUGAUAUGCAAGAAAAAGCUAUGGUAUUCAUCUAUCAAAGUUUCAAGAUGACAAACUAAGGCCAGUAAUAGAUUGAUUCAUAUAUUACGAAAUAUAUAUAUUCAUGCAUGAAUCAAUAUAGUUUAUAGAAAACAUUGGGAACCCAAUAAUAUGAUUUAUUACCAUAGAGUUUUCACAUAUAUAGGUAGAGAGGGUGCGAGGAGUUAGACAGAUUUUUACGUCAUUAAUGUAGCUGAAUUGCCUCGUUUUGUCCCUCUUUUUGGAACCAAAGAAAUAGUUCAAUAUCAGUUGAAUGCAGGUGAGGGAAUGAAAGUUUUAAGUCCCAUAGAAAGAGUGUGAUUUCCCUUUGAGUGGUGCCAUUUAAAUAGCAGUGAUAUUAGAAAUAGUUUUGCUGAGAAAUCACUUGUAUUAAUGUUGAUCAUGUUAAAGUACGUGCUUAUCUCUUGUGCUUA